AUGCGACAGAUCGCUCUUAUGUCGAAGCUUGGAGGUGCCGACCCCAAGGCGAAUCCUUCUCUUGCCUUUGCCAUCGCAGCCGCAAAGAAAAACCAACUCGCUAAAGACAUGAUCGAAGUCGCCAUCCUAAGGGGCCAGGGUAAAUCACUUUCCAACAUGCCCCUGGAGCCGGUCACCAUUGAAGCACUCCUCCCAUAUGGCGUCGCAGCCGUAAUCGAAUGCGAAGCCGACAAUAAAAAACGAGUCCUCCAAAACAUCCUUUUGAUCAUCAACAAGGCCGGUGGCAGUGCCGGGCCUACAGCGUAUCUCUUUGAGCGGAGGGGUCGCAUAGAAUUCGAAGAGCAGGACAAAGUCGGGAUUGAUGAAGCGCUGGAAGAGGCUAUCGAGGCUGGCGCAAUUGAUAUUGUGGAGGAGGAGAACAAACUCGUGGUCGAGACGCCGGCGACCGAGCUCGCAGCCAUUUCUGCGCGGCUACAAGAAUCCCUCAAGAUUCGCGUGGAGAAAUCCAGUGUCAUCUAUGUCCCGAAAGAAGAUACGGUGGUGCCGCUCACGGAUGAGCAGGCCGAGCAGUUACAGCCUGUGUUGGACGCCAUUGAAGCUGAUAAUGAUUUCCAAGCUUUGCAUAUUAAUGCCUCCUACAGCUGA
Molecule: messenger RNA, 645 nt
Organism: Exophiala bonariae
Lineage: Eukaryota; Fungi; Ascomycota; Eurotiomycetes; Chaetothyriales; Herpotrichiellaceae
Exons: 2
Coding region: 1-645 (214 amino acids)
Cellular component (GO): mitochondrion
Source: RefSeq, a predicted model, not a curated record